Vespa mandarinia (Asian giant hornet) is the source of this 1266-nucleotide messenger RNA. RefSeq lists its product as uncharacterized. Lineage: Eukaryota; Metazoa; Arthropoda; Insecta; Hymenoptera; Vespidae. The record is from RefSeq and is a predicted model, not a curated record.
GAAGAAAAAGAAGAAAGGCUCUCCUUGCAUCAUCAAGUGACAACGAACGCUUCUAUCUGGUAAAAGUUUUCACUCGUUCAAGCUUUCACCAUUUAUUUCCGUCAACUUUAAAAGAAGAAAGUUUCUAAGCACGAAAUACGGAAAGUCAAGAUUUUCGUAAAGAAAUCAAUAAUAAAAAGGGUGGUUCGAUGUUAGCAGAGAUCGCAAAGGAAUUCAUGCAACGAUCGACUACUACCAGCCAGGUACUAAAUCUGAAUUUAUCUAAUCUACUGCUACUUCUCGUAUUAAAAGCUGUAGUUUUUGGUGCUGGAUAUAUAGGAAAUCAUGGUUAUAAAGGACGCGAUUUGAACGAAGAAAAUAUAAUAUCCGAAGGAGAAGUCGCUUUGGCACUGGGAUAUUUGAUCGGUGAUACGUGUCUGUAUAGAGCAGCUUGCGAAGAACCACAUAUUGCUAAAGAAUAUUUAGGUGCUGCUGAAAUGCUUUUACAUACGAUGAAAUUAAUGCCACAGACCGUAUCCGUCGAACAUAAAUACGAAAAGACUAUAAGCGAACUUCGAAAAGCUAUCGAGUACGGAUUUACAAGCAGAUGUCCACCAGAAUAUAAUUGUAAAAAGGAAAAUAUCAAAGCAUUCUUAACGACGGAGAAGAAGAAAUAAAACGUAAGAUUUAUAUUCGAAGCUUUCAGCUUUUUAUUCUAACGUAGAAAAUAUUUUGAAUGUUUAUUGAAGGCACGCAAAAAAAAAGAAAAAAAAAAAAAAGAAAAGAAACGUUUGCUUUUUUCCUGUCUAUGUUAUGAUUGAUAUAAUUAUUUGCGAACGUUCUAUUCACACGAAUUAAAAUGUAACAUAUAGAUUACGAAUUUAGAGGUGGGUUAUAUUGCGUAUUAGUUGCGUAUUUCCUAACCUAUGUACAUUUCGAUGAUGCGAAGGAUGAUAUAAUGCUCAUCGACAAAUUCUCUUUCUAUAUUCAUGUAAUUUACUUUUUUCUUUUCUUUUUUUUUUUACAUAUAUAAGAAAACUAAAAAAAAAGCUAUGAAAAUUGCGUCAUAGUACCGAGUACCAUAGCUCUACACACAUUCCCAUUAUUAUAUUAUCCAUACAAAAUAUACAUACGCAUCUAACGCGUAAAAAAAAAAAAAAAAAAAAAAAAAAAAAAAAAAAAAAAAAAAACGUGAAAUCUACUAAAGUUGCGAUAAGUAUGGAAAAAAAGAAAAAAAGUGAAAUGAAAUUUUCUAGAAUAUAAAUAUAAAUAUAAAUUUCUGAGAGA